AUGAAAACAUAUUGUCGACAUGAAGUGAAUAAUCAAUCAUCAUUACAUGAUGAGAUUAAAAAAGAAAAUGUUGGAUAUACACAUAUUGUUGAUUCAUAUUUUGCACCGGAAAAGCAUUUCGAACCGUGGAAUUUGUUAGAUCCUCCGAAAAAUCGAAAUAUAUUUCAAAAUAUUGAACCACCCAAAACAUCAAAUUAUGUUCGUAACUAUGGAUGGGACGAAAUCGAACAAAACGAAGAAGAAACAAAACGAUUUCGUCAAUUAGUCUCUAUUUGGGAUGCUGAACGAAUAGCUAUAUUGAAACUUCAAUAUGAUCUAGAUAAGAAUAUUUUUAAACGUACAUUUGAUUAUGUUAAACGCAUAGGUCAAAGUAUUAGAUUAGCUCUUUGGCUAUGGAUACAUCGUCCAGUUAAUUAUUCAAAUAUUUCUAAUCUAUAUCAAAAUGAACAACAACAAUCUCUAUUUUCUGAUAUGAAUGUUCACAAGUCACAAAAUUUCGCUUAUUCGCCCUGUUUGGAACCAUCAAGUUAUCCUGUAUCAGAAAAUAUCGAUGCUCAGGAAAAACAGACAUUAUCCAUACCAUCGUUCGAUAUGUUAGCCGAUUCACUUUGGUAUCAACGUUUUGUUUUGAAUGAGUCAGAAGAAAAAUUACCUCCGAUAGCUAGAGCUAUGAAGAAUAUGCUUGAUAAUAAUACAUUUGUUUGGAAUUCUGAUAUUCAAGAAGAAAAUGCUUGGCCACAUUUUAUAAAUCAGUAUAGAGUGACACAAAAUAAAGCAUUUCUUCGUAAUCUAUAUGGAAAUGAUGGAUUUAAAUCGUCUUCUUCUCAAAAACCAUCAUCACCAUUAAAAUAUGCGACAAAAGAAAGACAAUUAAAUAUGAAUGUGAUACAUACUGAUACAAAUAAUAAAAACAAAACAGAUCAAAAUUUACCUAAAGAAACAAAUAUUUCAAUAGAACAAAAUACAGUUAAUAUUUCACCAUCAACAAAUAGUCAACAUCUUCUAAAACCAACUGAUUCUUCAUUGGAGAAAGAUCAAAACCAAACUAUAAAACAGGAGCAAAAAUUAAAGGAAAAACGUUAG
Molecule: messenger RNA, 1083 nt
Organism: Rotaria sp. Silwood1
Lineage: Eukaryota; Metazoa; Rotifera; Eurotatoria; Philodinida; Philodinidae
Source: the annotation of a GenBank genome assembly